AUCCCAUCUUGAAUAAUUUUAGGGUAAUCCUUCCGUGCAAAAAUCAAGCCACGAUGGUGCUCACGGACGAAGAGCAGCCUCUGCUCAGAAUAAUAUCGCAUGACUACGAAAGCGUCCAACAAGAGAAUGAUGCCGAGGAAGCUGGAAAUGACGCGCUUGAUUUUGAGCCUCUGGACCCUGAGGACCCUCGCAAUUGGUCUCCAGGUUUCAAAUGGGGUAUCGUUUUGUUGCUUGCUCUCAUGGCGUUUACGGUGACAUUUACUUGCAUCGGCGUUGUGCCAGUCGCCAGCAAAAUCGUCUCAGAUCUCGAUGGGAAGCAGUCAAGCUCUGCGAACAGCGCCCUCCUCGUUACUAUCUGGGAACUUGGAGAAGCUGCCGGGCCUUUGCUUAUCGCGCCGUUGUCAGAGAUUCUUGGACGUUAUCCUGUCUUCAACGCUUGUAACAUUGGUUUCAUCGCUGCAACCAUCCUAGCAGUUUGCAGCCAGAAUAGCGGCGUGUUCAUUGCUGCCAGGAUGCUCACGGGUCUUUGCGUCGCUUCAAACGUUCUCAACCCAGCGAUCAUCGGAGACAUCUUCGAGAGCGAGCACCGCGGCUCCGCAAUGUCUUUGGUCAUGCUUGCGCCACUCAUUGGAGGAGCUAUCGGCCCUGCCAUCUCGGGCGCCAUCGCGCAGACGAUAGGGUGGCGACGCAUGUUGACCAUUGCGGCCGGACUAGCUAUCAUGUGCGAGGUUUUGUUCCUCGUCUACUUCAGAGAGACGUACAAGAUGGCUGUCUUGAGAAGAAGAGCAGCGAAGACGAUGCAGGAAACUGGAAAGAUUCCUGAGUCGAAGAGCACGCAUGAGCAUCUAGCGAAGCUCUGGCACUCGAUCACCAGGCCUUUUGCGGUGUUGUUCGGUUCGAGCGUACUCAUGCUUCUCUCGCUGUUUGCCUCAGUCGCGUUCAGCUUCUUUUACGUUGUCAGCGUUUCAUUACCCUCGAUCUUGCUGGACAGGUAUGACUUCAAGCUCGGCAUGAUUGGUCCCACCUUCAUCUCAUUCAGCGUUGGGUCUUUCUGCAGUGUAUUAGUCUGCAAUUUUACGCUCGAUAGGAUAUACGUCAAGCUUCGUGGGCCCGACGGCGAAAAAGGAAAGCCAGAGUACCGCCUUCCUCUUUCCAUACUGGGUGCGAUCCUCCUGCCUUUCUCAGUAACGGCAUACGGCUGGAUCGCGGAGUACCGUCUCCCAGUGCUCCUGCUUCUCGCCUCGGUGGCCUUGAUGGGAUUCUCGCUCCUUCUAACUGUUAUACCGUUGUCUGCUUACGUGGUUGACGCUUGCGGUAUGUACUCCGCAUCGGCUAUGACGGGUGUCAUUGUUACACGAUGCCUCAUGGGCACCUUCCUGCCACUCACGACUGGCCCACUGGCUGAUGCACUUGGCUAUGGACUUGGUUUCACUAUUCUGGGUGCACUGAGCUUGUGUUUGGUCAUCAUCCCAAUAUGCAUCUUCAAGUUUGGAGAGAAGUGGCGACAGCAUUCGGAGUUCACGAAAGACACUUGAGGGGAGUAAACCUGCAGCGUUGGUGCCUGCCUUACGAUUGUUUUGUAUAGAAGCCACUUCCUCAUGUCUGCAUGGCCCCUACGGUUUAUGCCCGUACCCUAAG
Messenger RNA from Alternaria rosae, 1638 nucleotides. Its product is annotated as major facilitator superfamily domain-containing protein. The transcript has 3 exons. Gene Ontology annotation, molecular function: transmembrane transporter activity. The coding region runs from base 54 to 1535 and encodes 493 amino acids. NCBI's taxonomy places the organism in Eukaryota, Fungi, Ascomycota, Dothideomycetes, Pleosporales, Pleosporaceae. Gene Ontology annotation, biological process: transmembrane transport. The record is from RefSeq and is a predicted model, not a curated record.